This is a messenger RNA of Rattus norvegicus (Norway rat), 9040 nucleotides long. NCBI's taxonomy places the organism in Eukaryota, Metazoa, Chordata, Mammalia, Rodentia, Muridae. The record is from RefSeq and is a predicted model, not a curated record.
AGUGCCGUUUCUCCCUGGUUUCUCUCAGUUCUUUCACUGGUUAAAAUGGUGACGAGAAACCAAGAUAUACUGGUAAAUUUAGUGGCUAAAAAGACUUGCAAUUUUGUUCUAUCCUCUUCUAGUCUCUCCAAAAGUUUUGGGUUUUUCUCUCUCUCCUGAUAAAUAUUUAGGACACCAGGAAAGUGUCGGGUCAGACAGGAGUGUAUAACCAGGAAUGUCUCAAACAGCUUCAUCGAGGCGGAAGCAAGAUUCUCCCCCAACCCUAAAGUUAGCCCUGCGGAGAACAAGUGAGAUGGUAGAGUGAGCGGCACCAGUAACCUAGUUUCCCCACAGCACGUGUUGGCGCCAAAACUACCAUCUCGGCCCGUCCCCUGCCGGAACUAUGUCUCACGUAAGCCACGUAAUCAUUGAUCCUGCGCCUCGCUAAGUAGUCCCGUUCAGGAUGCCCUCGGUAUACGCUUUUCCAGCUCAAGAGGUUUUCAGUAAGAAGAAAUCAGACUCAGAGGUGCGUUUGCGGUUCUGAGAGCAGGGCUAAUUGGCUUUGCUAAGUCAUUUCCUUCAGAUUCCUCCGCCAGGACGCAUAGUCACAGCGCCUUCACUUCCGGGUCCGCCAUUUUAUUGCCUCCAUUUCUCCGCGAGGGGGGGUAAGGGCCCCCCAAAUAUGCAUAUGUGAAAAGGCCAAAAAGUGAAGCCACUGGCAAGGAAUCUUAACUAGAGAAAGAAACGGGACCAAACUGGCGGGCCCAGUGAGAGCGAAGCCGGCAGCGCUCCGGACUAGCUACCUGGAAACUUCUGUCUCUAUGCAUAAAGAUGUCUCUGGUGGACUUGGGGAAGAGGCUGCUAGAAGCUGCAAGGAAAGGCCAAGACGAUGAAGUGAGGACACUGAUGGCAAAUGGGGCUCCGUUUACCACAGACUGGCUUGGAACCUCACCACUUCACCUUGCAGCCCAGUAUGGUCACUAUUCCACAGCAGAAGUGCUCCUUCGAGCUGGCGUUAGCAGGGAUGCCCGGACCAAAGUGGACAGGACCCCUUUGCAUAUGGCUGCAGCUGAUGGACAUGCUCACAUUGUGGAACUACUUGUUAGGAGUGGCGCGGAUGUGAACGCCAAAGACAUGCUACAGAUGACAGCUCUGCACUGGGCCACGGAGCACCGCCACCGAGAUGUUGUCGAGUUACUCAUCAAAUAUGGGGCUGAUGUCCAUGCUUUCAGCAAAUUUGACAAGUCUGCCUUUGACAUAGCACUGGAGAAAAACAAUACUGAGAUUUUGGUCAUGCUUCAGGAAGCAAUGCAGAAUCAGGUGAACACUAACCCCGAGAGAGCCAACCCGGUGGCUAACCCUGUGGCUGUGACUGCUCCGUUCAUCUUCACCUCUGGAGAGGUCGUUAACCUCGCUAGCUUUGUUUCUUCAGCCAACAACACCAAAGCAACCUCAGCUAAUUUAGAAGAAAUCGAAGAAGGAAAUUCUCUUGACUCCUCAAUCCAGCAAGUGGUGGGGAGUGGAGGCCAGAGGGUCAUCACCAUAGUGACUGAUGGAGUCCCUCUUGGUAACAUCCAAACCGCAAUCCCUACUGGAGGCAUUGGCCAGCCGUUUAUUGUAACUAUGCAAGAUGGGCAGCCAGUUCUAACUGUGCCUGCUGGUCAGGUUGCAGAGGAAACGAUAAUUGAAGAGGAAGAAGAGGACGAGGAGAAGUUGCCUUUGGUGAAGAGACCGAGGAUGGCAGAGAUGACAAACAGUGUUGAGGAAAUGAAGGAAGGCAGUGAAAGAGAGCUACUGCAGCAACAGCUCCAGGAGGCCAACAGAAGAGCCCAGGAGUACAGACACCAGCUCCUCAAGAAGGAGCAGGAGGCAGAGCAGUACCGGCUCAGGCUGGAGGCUAUGGCUCGGCAGCAGCCCAACGGAGUGGAUUUCACCGUGGUUGAGGAGGUGGCUGAAGUGGAUGCUGUAGUGGUGACAGAAGGGGAAGAGGUAGAAAGAGCAACACACGCCAUGAAGUCAGGAAGGACCACGGAGCCUCACACUAGUGUUUCCAUAGAAACUGUUUCCUCCUAACAGCCACAACUUGUGCUCGUCUUACUCUUUUUAAGAAGAAAGUACAGAGGCAAGUGUCGCAUACAAAUUCGAAUGUCCUUAAGAAGGUAACAGUAGCCAGGCUCAAGGCCUGAGCCUUGGAAGGCUGCAUGUGCAGUUGGAAAACUCAGCCAUUUUAGGAGUAUCGGAGGGACCAAAGGACCAGGACCAAAUCUCUCCGCUCAUAUCGUUGCUUUAAACAGAGUAAUGGGCAUUGUGGGUUGAUUUUUUUUUUUAAUAGUUAGCUUUAUAUCAAAAGAUUUUAACUCAAUACUUGUAAUACAUAUACACCAAGAGCCUUUAAAAAUUUCAAGUGACCUGAAGAUUUGCCUUAGAUUUAUGAAGCUGACAAGGUUGUAGGAAACCUCCUCUUGAGGAAGAGUAAAGGCUAUCAUACAUUUCUAAAGGAGCAGGCACACAAGUUCUUCCUAAUUAAUUUACUAAAAUGAAAUCUAUAAGCCAGGCAUGGCAGUACACACCUUCGAUGUCAGCACUCAGGAAGCUGCGACAGAAAACUUUUUGACAUCAGCCUGAGCUGAAGGGAGUCCUUCAGUAAAAGGGCCAGAUGUUGUGGUGAGUGCCUUUAGUUCCAGCACUGGGGAAAUAGACACGGGCGGAUCUCUGUGAGUUCAAGGCCAUGUGGUCUACAUACCAAGUUCCAGGCCAGCCAAGGCUACAUACAUAGUGAGACCUGUGUCCUAAAAAGCAGAACAGGCCGGAGUGGAGAAGUGGUGGGUUUGGAGCUUUGCUUGCUCUUCCAGAGAACCUUAGCUCCAUCCCUAGCCCCCGGAUCAAGCUGCUCACAAGUACAUGGAACUCCAGCUCCCAGGGAUCAUGUUCUUUUUUGACAUGUGUGGAUAACCACACAUAUACAUUUAUAUAUACAUAUAAAUAAAAAUUUUAAAAAUUAAUAACAAAAAAUAAGUUAAAUGCAGUCGUUCACACUUUGGGAACCAGAAAUAGGAAGAUUGCCAUGAAUUUGAAGUCAGCCUGAGCUCCGUAGUGAGUUACAGGCCAGCCUGGGCUACUAUGUGGGACCUUAAUGCAAGGGAAAAACAAGUGUAGUGGUGUGCACCUCUCAUUCCUCCGCUUGGGAGGCAGAGGCAGGAGGAUCUAUGAGUUUGAGGCCAGCCUAGUCUACGAGAGAGUUCUGGUAUAGCCAGGGCUACAUACAGAGACACUUCUUAACAAAGAAGGUUUGAUUUAUGAUUGCCCGAUAAAUUGUGUAUCUGUAGCUUAGAUACCAGUAUAAAAAGAAAAAACAAAAUUAAGCUAGGCAUAAUGGUGGAUCUUGUAAUCCCUGCACUUGGGAGGGUGAGACAGAAAAUCGCUAUAACUUGUUAGAGGUAGCUUUGGCUUCAGUAAGAUCUUUCUCAAAAAGUAACAACAGAAACCCAGAAAUGACCAGCUGUGGUGGCGAUGGGCUCUCGUCCCUGCACUUGGGGAGCAGAGGCAUGCAGGUCCUUGGGAUUCUAACUAGCUUGGUCCACGUGGUCAGUUCCAAGCCAGCAGGGUUACCCAGACCCUAACAAGGAACAGAGAAAAAACAAAAACAAGCCCUGAGGAAGUAACUCAGAGGUAGAACAUGCUGCUUAGCCUGCAAGAAGCCCUGGGUGCGUCCUUUGGCACCGUACGAUUACAAGGAGACAAGGCCAGGAGAGCAAAGGAAACCAUUGACACCAAACCUAAAAACAGGAGAGAAGCUGUGUUGACAUGGCAGUGUGUGCGAAGCCAUGCCUUCCAGGCUGUGUUUCCAGAGCACAGGAGGUGGCCAGACAGAGACUUCUGGGCUCCAAGUCUCUGCUCUAGAGAUGGAAACUGGAUAUUGGCUGGACUUUAUAAAACCACAAGCAGGAGGAUCAGUUUUUUAAAAAAUUUAAAUUAAUUUUUGUUUGUCAUUGUAACAAUAUCUUGCUUCCAAACAUCUAUUUAUAUAAAAUCAAGCUCAAAACUCUUUAAAGUGUAUACAAUUUGGCCAAAUUUUCUAUAUCACAUGGGACACUGGUGCUUUCUGUAGCACUUAGCAUCCUGUCAAAAAGGAGUGUGGCAGACAUAGGGACUGACCGGGCUGGGGAGGUUUGUCCCUGUUUGAUUUUGUGUGAGUGCAUUGCUGCUUCUCUCAGUGUGGCCAGUAGAGUCUGUGCCCUAGAGUGCUCAGGUGACAAAGGGAGUGGGUGUCACUGCCACAGCCAGGAGCCAGCCACACACCCAGGCCCUUUGCUGACCUCCCUUCUCCCUUUGCUCUGUAUAUUCCCUCUGCUCAGACACUUUUGCAAAGAUUUUCAGUGCUGGGUAUUUGAGAAAGGGUUGGGACGGGUCUCUCUAGCAUGAAGUGGAUGUAUGUGUUUGUAUAGCUGGACACUACUUACGCUUGUUAGCAGUCAGGAACUACAGGAGGAAGAUUGAGUUCAAGGCCAGCUUGAACUACGGUGUGUGAGCCUUUCUCAAAACCACAAAAACAAGACAGCUGAACAUUGAGCCUCAUGCCUAUAAUCCCAACUCAAAGGGUCACUGGUGUCUCAAGCUGAGACUUCUAGGCAAUACAGUGAGCUCUACUCUAGGGUAGCAUAGACCACAGAGACUAGAGUCCAGGAGGAGAGCCCUUGUAUAUCAUUCUAUGAGGUCCUAGUCCUAGUUCAAUCCCCAGGAAUGCAAAAAAACAAUGUUUGAACAUUUUUUUUUUUUGGUUCUUUUUUUUUUCGGAGCUGGGGACCGAACCCAGGGCCUUGUGCUUCCUAGGCAAGCGCUCUACCACUGAGCUAAAUCCCCAGCCCCGUUUGAACAUUUUUUUUUAAACAGGGUGUGAUAGUACAUGUCUAUAGUCCCAGAACUGGGAGAGGAGGCAAGAGGUCAGAAGUUGAGGGUCAUCCUUGUGAUUUAUCAAGUUUGAGGCCUGUGUAUACCCUGUCUCCCCAAAGUGGGAGAGGAAUAUGAGCGCAGAGAGGGCUUUGGGAUAGGUAAUGUAGACUUGCUUCCUUUAUUGCAAAUUAGAAGAAACCAGAGGGACAUGUGCCAAGUACACAUUUGAUUGACUGUUGAGAAUAUGGUUUCCUAAUUAGUGAUCAUGAAGAAAACAUGCAUUUUUAACCUGGAAAAGGGUUGGCAGUUAACUUGGUUCUGUUUACCUUGACUAGUAUAAUAAUUUGUUGUAGUGUUCCAGAGGUAUAGAAUCAUUUCUGGCUCAAAAUAGACUGAAACAUAAUUCUCCAAAUCACAUUUAGCAGAAUUGACUAUUAGGAGUUUAUAGGUAAAAAUAAUCAUUUUAAAAUUAACCUUCACUGCUGGCACUGUGGCUAGGUCUGCUCCACAGAUCUGAGCAUCAGAGAUUAUUCUAGUGUGUUGAGAGCAUUGUGUAAGCACAGGGAGGAGCUGUGUGUGGUUAAGACGGUGGCUUCAUCUGCUGUGGAUCCUUCUGUUUGCAGGGCUCUUCUGAGACACCCUGGGAAUGGGGUACUAGCAAUAAGCUGUCGUGGGUGGCAUUUCAGAGCCUUGGUAACUAGAGAGAGUAAGUUUCUUCAUAGAUGGCUUUUGUUUACAUUCCUAGAGCAUAUGUUGACUUUAAUUCCCUUCCUUCUUUAAAGGAAUAGAUAUUAACUCUGCAGAGGAGAGCUACACCUGACCACCUCGUUCUCUUGAGUAGUGCCUGUGGGGAUGGGAGUCUGUCCAUUGAGUCCUCCCUUCUGAGCAGAGCUUCUUUCUAUCUUUAGGGAGGGCUGGUUCCGUUGUUCCAAGUCACUUUUGAACAUGAGGUCUCUGAGAUAGAAAAGAAGAGAUGGACAAUGUCUUAAAGAGGUUGACAGGAAAAAAGGUUCUCUUUUAUUUACUUUUUUUUUUUUUUUUUUCCGGAGCUGGGGACCGAACCCAGGGCCUUGCGCUCGCUAGGCAAGCGUUCUACCGCUGAGCUAAAUCCCCAACCCCUUUUAUUUACUUUUUAAUAGACAUCUAUCAUCUCAAAAAGGAAGUAGGCUUUGCUUUUUGAUUACACUGCUCUGAGUGGGAGAGGGUAUGGAAGAGAGUGAUUCCAGUUAGUUAGAAGUAUUGAAUAGUCAAACAUAGGGCAACAUGUGUGAAAUCCCAGCACACUGGGAAGAAGGUCAAAGCAAGAGGAUCCAGGGUUAGAGGCCAUCCUGGGCUACAUGAAGACAGUGUCUCAGAAACAAAAGAUGGGGCUGCAGAAAUGGCUUGGUGGAUAAGAACACUUGCUAUAUGCAAAUUUGAAGACCCAAAUUCAGAUCCGAGUACCCACGCUAACAAACCAGGCAUGGUUUCUGGCACACCUGUAACCCCCAGUCCUCUAGAAAGAUGAGGCAGGAGGGUCACUAGGCCUGGCUAGCUGCCAGCCUUGCCCAAAAGGUGAGUCUCAGGUUCAGAGAAAGACUGUCUCAAGUGGAUAGGCAGAGAGUAAUGGAGGAGGAUACCCAACAUCAUUCCCUUCUACCCUCUGCCCAUAGAUACAUGAGCCUGGACACACACACACACACACACACACACACACACACACACACACACGUGCACAUACUCCACACUCACAUAUAUAUAUAUACAGCACAUACAAACACACAAGUAGAAAUUAAAUAUCAAAUACAUUAAUUACUAUUUCAUGACUUCACAUAACCGGGGCGCCACUCUGUAUCCCAAGCUGGCCUCAGACUCAGGGCAGUCCUCCUGUCUCAGCCUCUUGAGUGCUAGGACUGUAGGCAUCCUCAUCUGGUUUGGUUGACCUUAGAUCUUCUGAGUUAAGACAUCUCAGCGGAUUAGUGGAGCUGGAUUAGUGAGAAUCGAGUAGCAGGUGAGGUGUUCAGAGCUGGGGCUCGAGCAGGGACAACACCAGGCUUAGGACUCCAGUAAAGCUGCUACAGGGACACCAGUGUUAAUUCAGGGCUGUAGAUUAAUGCAGUUAAUUGUAGACCCUACAUUUGCAUCUUGGUUGUAAGUCUUUCACCCCAGUAGAGAAAAAAAUGUUACAACUUCUGUUUUUCCUGGCUUCAGGAAAUUCAUGACAGAUAUAUAAUGUGCCUUUCCUCCAUGUUCCUGCCUCUGGGCAGUGCCAGAGCAGAGCCCUCAUGGCUGACAUAGGAGAAAACAGCUUUAUGGAGUUUUUGCUCUGAACUCUGUGCCUUAAAAGAUAUUUUUCUGUCAGAUGUAUAUUUACUUUAUUUUGUUUUGUUUCCAGUCUUACUAUGUAGCUCUGGCUGCCUAGAACUUGCUGUGUAGACCAGGCUGGCUCAAAUGUAUAGAGAACCCCCUGCUUCUGCCGUCCCCUCCUGAGUGCUGGGAUUAAAGGCACCCUAUCCCUUUGCUGGGUGCAUCUCAGUGUAUUUGUAUGUAAGUACAUAAUGGAUCUUCCAGUUUUCUCUUUGAGGUUAAGCUCUAAAUUAUCUGGGAUAACCUGGAAGCUUACUAAGUUACAUAGAAAGGGUUUCUUUGAAUUCCCUUAAUCCAAAGGGAGGUACAUGGAAUGCUGGGAGGGUUGGGGGAGGGGGAGCACUGAGUAAGGAUCACUGUGGGAGUUGAGGCCCAGGGAGAUGGUCCAUGCUCAGGGGAAAGCAAGCAAAUACAAAGACACCAUGCAGUGCACAGUGACAGGGAUCAAAGUGAGCUUCCCCUCCAUGGCUGGUUGCCUUUUAUGCCUGUUGAAGCUUCCUUGACACUUCAAAAACCCCUCAGAGCCAGGCAUGGGUACACCUUUAAUAUCAUGGCUCUCUGAGUUCCAGGCCAGCUAGGGCUAUACAGUGAGACCUGUCUCAAUGAGAAAUGAAAAGCCCUCUAGCUUCCAGGCAGGAAAACCCAGAUGAGGGGCUGCAAACGGACAGACACCCUGGGUUCUGCAUUCCCAGCUCAGGAUCUCAUGUUGAGAGAUAACUCACUCUGAGAAUGGUGAAGCGGUCAUUGCCUAACAUCCGCCACUUCUAAUGCUGUAACAGCCGAGGCAGGUGGUGAACUCUUGUCAGAAGUUGAAGAGUGAGCAGGAGUCACUUUUUUGUCCCAGUUUAUUGGAGACUAGCUUGCUGUUCUCUACUCGAGCAGAUGAAUUUACGCCAAGACUCCCAGCACGCACUUUAUGCUCUUACCUCUGUUUUGUGUUUUGUUUUCUUUCCUUGAAUUGGGGUCUCACACUAGCCCAGGACUCCCAGCAAUCCUUGUGCCUUAAUCUCCCAUGUACUAAGAUUACAGACUGAGCCACCAUGCCAGACCGGCUCUAGCUCCAUUUACCAUGGUGCCUCUACACUUUUCAGACUUUGUACUCCAUUUUCUGUUACUUUACUUACCAGGAGACCAAAAGCAAGAAGGAUGUGAAUUAGAAUUAAAUAGCUUUGAGCCUCUGGUGCUGCCCUUUUAAACAUUUUAACCUCUCUAGGGUUAGGGGGAGGAAGAUAAUUCCUAAACUCUAUACAAGUAAUUAGGUGUGUUAAUAGCAGGAAAUUGUGAUCCUCUCUACUCCCCACCCUACUACUGUUUCUGCUGUCCCACGGCUCUUGUCUUUGGAAGGUUUUGCCAGGCACUGGAACCUAAUUAGUCGGUCAUCUCUAAUCUGUGGGACUCACCUUUCCUUUCUCUCCUCCUUCCCAACCACAUACUUUGUUCUGAGGUGAUUUGUUUCUGAGAACUAACUAGGUUACCCCUCUGUUCCCACGUAGUUUCUGGCGUCUCGCUAUGUCAACUGUUACAGUAGCAACUGUGCUCGCUGGCCUGGCCCAGUGUGUGCUCUGCCAAGGCCAUGGAGAGGAGGGUGCCCCGGGGUUCUUCUCAGUGUUGCCUUGGUUUUCAAGUUGUCCGGCAGCUUUAUGUAUAGUAAACUUUCAGGAAAACAAAAGUUUCUUUUUUAUUUAGGAUAAACAGUUUGAUUCUGAUGCACAAGCUUCCGUGUAUAUGUGUGUGGAUGAGCAUCUCUGUAUGUAUACCUAUAUAGAUCUAUAUUAUAUAUACAAUUUUGUACUAUCGUUUAAAAUAAAGACAUUUCUUAAUAAAA